CUACCAUCUUUUUUCCUUACCACGCGUACAUACAGUCAAUUAAAUUUCUAACCUCAAAUUGUCAAAUAAGAAGUUUGCGUAGCAAACAACAUAUUCACAAAUGUGUUUGAAAUGUUAAACAUUGUGUGUUUCUUAUUUAGAAACAGAUAUUAGUAUUAUCCUUUUAUGAGAUACAUCUCGUGGCUGAUUUGUUUGAUAUAAAUUUUAUUACCAAAAUAUCAUUAAUACAUAAAUGCUUCGAAUUAACGUUUGUGAUAAAUGUUUAUAAUAUGUAUUAUUUAUAUUGUCAUGUAAUGUUUGUACAUCUAAUGAAGCAACAUUUAUACAUACUAAAAGAUUCAUUGAAUUUUCAAAAUUAAAAGAAAAUGGAUAAUUCGAUAAAAUUGGUUAUAUAUAAAGGAAGCUGGAUUUUUGAUAGCAUUAUUAUUACACCCUAUUAUGUGAUUAGAUAUGAACAAAAAAUUAAAGACAAAAAUAGCAGUCAAAAAACUGUUAACGUAAACAAAUUCCAUAAAAACAAUUUGGUAGAAGUAAAUAAAAUUUGUUUAAACAGAAAGGGAUAUAAUGCCUAUUUUGUAUCGGCGUAUGUUGUAACAUUAAUAAAAUCACAGACAUAUCGUAGAGCUGCUUUUAACAAGUUAUUACAAUAUUUAAUGUAUCAAUUAUCAGACAAAAUAAAUAUAGAGGUGAUCUUAAUGAAACUACGUACACCUAAAAAACAAUUUUUAGAUUAUAAGUGGAAUGAGAGGAUAACCCAGAUGGCAUUGGAAAGAAGAGAAGUUGAUCACGCUAUGUCUUGGUUAUCUACUUUAGGAGGAGCAUUUUCUGCUCUAGGAGAAGAAUUUCAGCAUUGUGCUGAAAUGGCUGGCAAAAUUUCUAUAAAGCAGUUCAAAUUAGCACUUCGUCUUGGAGAUCCCCUUUUGGUUGCUCGUUGUAAACUAUAUGCUGCAUUAAGUUUAAUUCAGCAAGACCAUUUAAAAACACCACAAAAAAUAGUUAAAAAUGUCUAUAAAUUUUCGAUUAAUCAUAAUGAUAUUCGUUUACAAAAGAUGUGUCGAGGUAUAUGGGCUAAACUUAAAUAUUGUUACGAAAUACGAAAAGUACGGCAUAAAAUUAAUCGAUAUUAAUUAUACAACUAUCAUAGUUUAGGAUUAGGCUAACUGAACUUCACAUUCAUGUUUGAAAAUAAAUAAUAUGUACAAAAUACUGUUUCUAAAAAUA
Molecule: messenger RNA, 1221 nt
Organism: Osmia bicornis bicornis
Lineage: Eukaryota; Metazoa; Arthropoda; Insecta; Hymenoptera; Megachilidae
Exons: 3
Coding region: 366-1127 (253 amino acids)
Source: RefSeq, a predicted model, not a curated record